AAAGCCGCUCAAGUAGCCGACGUGGCCUGACUGACGUCGCUUUCGUACGUUGCUGUUUCAGCGUACCGGGGCGAUUCAAACGAGACAAGGAGCCUCCGCUCAUUGCCAAGGGGAAGCUUCGGCUACAGAUGGUUUAUUAACAAUACUUAUUAACCGUUUGUAUUUGGAAGGUACAAUGUCUGGAAAAAGCAAAAACAGAAGCGCGGCAAAUGCGGACUCAAUAUCUGGUGGCGUAUCCUGCGACGAACGCAUUUUGCGGGAUUGUCAUCGAGUGUAUACGGAACCCGACAGUGGCUUGAUUGCGGUGGCUGAAUCUGUGGGUGUAAAGUUGCUGCCUCCCAGGAAGAAGAUCACUGUGAUGCUGAUGGGCAACCAUUCUGCUGGAAAAAGCUCCUUCAUCAACUGGUAUGUUGAAGAGCACAUCCAGCGUACUGGUGUCGCUAUCGAGACCCAGGGAUUCAGUUUUGUGACGAGCGGGCGCAAGAGAGAAUCCCUCACAGGAAAUGCGACUCUUCAUCUGUAUCCUCACUUCAAGCCUCUGCAAGAGUUCAAAGGGGUGUCGGAGUAUUUGAGCACAGAGAUCUGCACAUCACGGCAGAAACGUUUCAGCCUGGUGACUUUUGUGGAUUCACCCGGGUUGGUGGAUGGUGAUAUGAAGUAUCCCUUUGAUGUGGAUGAAGUUCUUCUUUGGCUAGGUGAGCUCUGUGACCUGAUACUGGUCUUUUUUGACCCAAUGGGUCAGGCUCUGUGCAAACGUACCCUCAAUAUCGUGGAGGCCUUGAAUGACAAACAUGGGGAUCGGCUGCGUUUCUAUCUCAGUAAGGCUGAUGAAGCUGGGGGAGAGUCUGACAGGCAGAGAGUAAUGAUGCAGAUUGUCCAAGAGCUCUGCAAGCGACCAGGACUCAACAAGUGUGGUUUUGACAUGCCCACCAUUUACGUUCCUAAUCCAAACAAGCCGAGCCGCUGCGUCAACCAGAUUGAAGAAGUGUGUCGCACAAUUGAGAAGACCAUCAAUCAGACAGUCCAGAAUACACUCAACUCUCUGGAGAAGGACUGUGAGGUCAUCAGUGAAGCAAUCACUGAUAAAAUGACCACCGACAGGCAGAUCAGUAUUCAGAACCGACGGGCUCGCUGCAAGAGUUGCUUUCUGACACUAUUGGGCUUCAGCCUCCCCAUGAUAAUUUUGGCCAUUCUGCUGCUGGGCACUUUGUCCAAGGAGGUCCUGGAGAUGGGUUUGGGCCGCCAAGGUGUUGAAUUACUCUCCCUUCAUCUGGUUCCUGUAGUACGAAUAUUUGAGUCGAUGUCUGGCGAGCAGCAGCUUUACGCCUGCGGUGGGAUGUUCGUUGCCUCCUUCCUCCUGCUCCUCAUUGCACGAUUUUCCUUUAGGACUCAACCAACUCUGUCAGGCAAGCAGAAAAGACAACUGCAGGAAAAGUUGGACUUUGUUCAGGAAGUGGCAAAGACCAAAAAGAAAAAGAUGUAUGAAGAGUAUCUGCGGCAGAGUGUCAGCGAUCAUGACAUGAACUAAAACUUCAAAUGGACACAACGUGGACCAAAAGAACAGAAAAGCACUGCCAGCACGACAGCAACAGCUUUUGAUGCUAAUUCCAUUUCAAUUAAACUUACAGAAAUGUACUUCAUAGACCUUUUUAGACAAUAUUACCUCUGUGGACAAAAUACUGUACCUGAGAAGAAUCAGGCCUCAUUAAACAGGCCGUACUUACUGUAGUUUUCACAAUA
This is a messenger RNA of Syngnathoides biaculeatus (alligator pipefish), 1740 nucleotides long. RefSeq lists its product as uncharacterized. The coding region runs from base 176 to 1528 and encodes 450 amino acids. The transcript has 12 exons. The record is from RefSeq and is a predicted model, not a curated record. Gene Ontology annotation, molecular function: GTPase activity. NCBI's taxonomy places the organism in Eukaryota, Metazoa, Chordata, Actinopteri, Syngnathiformes, Syngnathidae.